This is a messenger RNA of Brassica rapa (field mustard), 2151 nucleotides long. Its product is annotated as transcription factor bHLH70. Gene Ontology annotation, cellular component: nucleus. The record is from RefSeq and is a predicted model, not a curated record. Gene Ontology annotation, molecular function: protein dimerization activity; DNA-binding transcription factor activity. Gene Ontology annotation, biological process: guard cell differentiation; positive regulation of DNA-templated transcription; stomatal complex development. NCBI's taxonomy places the organism in Eukaryota, Viridiplantae, Streptophyta, Magnoliopsida, Brassicales, Brassicaceae.
AGGCUUGUGUAACAUUAUGUAAAGGUUGGAUCUUUUUUUAACUUGCUUAGGACCCGUUCUGGUUCUUAUUACAUACAGUAGUAUAAACGAGAUCUUGAGAUUGUGUUUGGAUUGGAUCUCGUAGAGAAAAGAGACUAGUUUUGGCUGUGUUAGGACUCAACACGUGAGGUAAACAGAGGCCACAACUGAGACUAGAACAUGGAUAAGGUUUGUUCAUGUGAGCUUUGAUGAUCAAAUCUACGUUUCUUGUUUGUCCUCAAAAGUUAUGGAUUUGAUCGAUAACAAACCAAGUUAUCUGGAAAUGUGUAGAUAUUGCAAUGAUGUAUGCAUAAGUUAUUUAAUACUAAUAAACUUGAUGAAAGCAAAUAAAGAUAUUUUAGAGACAAACACUAGUUAGUACCCUCAAAGACAAGGCAUAGACACUUGUAUGCUUAGCAGAUAAGAAGCCAGGAUUCACGCGUUAAUAGAUAGAAUGAACAAACACUUGAAGCUUCAAUUUUUAUUCAUUUCACAAAUUAAGCUCUCAUCUUCUUCUGAGUAUUAACCAAAGUCCCCACAACCGUCUGUCUUCGCUGCCAGACAAAAACUGCUACAGCCAAUAAUGUUUUUUCUGAGGGACCUUUCUUCUGUCAGAGACUCUCUCUUCUCUCUCAUCUUCUUACCCUCACCAACUCAUCUUCAGUCCUCUAAAACAAACAUCUCUUUUUUUUUUACUUUUUUGUUUUACCUCUUUGUUUACUUUACUUUAUCUCUCAUAUCUCACUUUCAGUUUCCCAUUUUCUCUUCAACAUCCUCAUAGCAAUUAAACACCACUGUUCUAUAUAUAAAGCUAACGGCUUAAGCUUUACAUGAGUUUCUUAUUUUUUUUUACUUAUUUAAAAAGUCCUCACAUUUAUUUCUAGUGAUAAGAGGGAGAGGUUUCUCAGCUUUUGUAAUGGAGGAGAAGAUACAAGGACAAAACAAGCUCUCUGUAAGUGUAAGUUCUUUGGAUCAGAAAGUGAUUGUGAGAAGAAGCUUACAAGUUCAAGGAUCAUCAGAGGAUCAAAGAUUUGUCCUUGAGGAAGAUAUGAUGCAACAAAGUGAAGAUCUUUCUUCGGUUUUGUCUGUCAAAGACCCAAACUUUCUAAGACUACUCUCUCUUCAAACACUCCAAAAGCCUUGGGAGCUAGGAGACUAUCUCCCACAUGAAGUUCCAGAGUUUCAUUCACCCACCAACUACUACCAUCAGAACCCAUCUCUGGAAAGAGUCAACGAAGCCAUCUCAAGCCAAGAACUUCAGUUAAACCCACUACGCAAGCGCAGAAACAACAACAACUUGGUAGCAGCAUCAGUGAGCAGAGAGAAGAGAAAGAGAAAGAGAACCAAACCAACAAAGAACACAGAAGAGAUGGAGAGUCAGAGAAUGACGCACAUAACGGUUGAACGUAACCGCAGACGCCAGAUGAACGUUUAUCUCAGCUCACUCCGCUCUCUCAUCCCAUCUUCCUACAUCCUUAGGGGAGACCAAGCGUCAAUAGUAGGAGGAGCUAUAGACUUCGUGAAGCUCCUCGAGCAACAGUUACAAUCACUCGAAGCGCAAAAGGUUACUCAACAAACUGAUACCAAAGACAUUUCGUUAGAACAAAGUAGUAAACUGAGAAUCGAUGCCACGGUGAUAGAGAGUCACGUCAAUCUCAAGAUACAAUGCCCGAAGAAACAAGGACAGCUUCUUAGAUCAAUCAUUUGGUUAGAGAAGCUUAGGUUCACUGUUCUUCAUCUCAACGUUACAUCUCCAUGCAAUGCAACUGUCUCUUAUUCCUUCAACCUCAAGAUGGAAGAAGACUGUACUUUGACAUCGGCCGAUGAGAUAACGGCGGCGGUUCGUCAGAUAUUGGACUGCUGAGUUAAGAACAAGAAACCCAAAAAGCAAAAAAAAAAGAGUAACGUUUCUUUCAUAAUAAUAUGUUGUUUUGUUGGUAUGUAAUUGGAGUCUUCUCGGCAUGGCACUUUGACUUUAUUUAAAAGGGCUUACUCUACAGUAUUGUGGACCCAUUUGAUAGAUGUAUAUCAAGUUUGACUUCGUAUCUUCUUAUUCACGAUUCAUUGUCUUUUUGUUUUGCUUUUGCCUCUCUUUUGGGGUUUGACUUUUAUUUUGACAAACAUGUUGUGGCA